Molecule: messenger RNA, 606 nt
Organism: Striga hermonthica
Lineage: Eukaryota; Viridiplantae; Streptophyta; Magnoliopsida; Lamiales; Orobanchaceae
Source: the annotation of a GenBank genome assembly
AUGGCGGAGGCAGAGCCCAAGAAGGCCGUGCCGCAGUCCAAGCCGGAGCCGGAGCUGGAGGCUCCGCCGGCGGCGGAGGCUGAGCCGGUGGAGGCCCCGAAGGACGUGACCGAGGAGAAAACCGUGACUCCGCCGCCUCCCACUGAGGAGAAAGCUGAUGACUGCAAAGCCCUUGUCACGGUUGAAAAGCCAGCAGCAGCUUCUGAGGAGAAAAAAUCAGAGGGGGGCUCUAUCAACAGAGAUGCUGUUUUGGCUCGUGUGGCGACCGAGAAAAGACUCUCUCUGGUCAGAGCAUGGGAGGAAAGUGAGAAGUGUAAAGCUGAAAACAAGGCCCAAAAGGAAUUAUCUGCUAUUGGAGCUUGGGAGAAUAGCAAGAAAGCGAGUCUAGAGGCUGAGCUUAAAAAGAUCGAGGAGAAUCUGGAAAAAAAGAAAGCUAAAUAUAUCGAGGCGAUGAAGAACAAAAUUGCUCUCAUUCACAAGGAAGCCGAAGAAAAAAGGGCAAUAAUCGAAGCCAAACGAGGUGAAGAUCUUCUCAAAGCAGAAGAAACAGCUGCAAAAUACCGAGCCACAGGGACUGCUCCCAAGAAACUGCUCGGCUGCUUCUGA